AUGCCACGAAUAGAUACUAUUGUUACUAGCAGUAAUAAUCAUCAUCAUAAUGUCAUUGAAAAUGAACCAAUACCUUUAAAAAUGCUUGCAAUUGCUCAAAGAGUUGAAAGAAGAAGAGAUGGGAAUGCUGGUAACACCUUAACUGUUUUAUCACAACUCCCUUUAACAACAUGUCAUUUUAUGGCCUCUAUGGCUUCAAAAGAAGCCUCAAUAUUUUUAAUACAGGAUUUUAAAGUUCAUGAUAUAAACACUUCGGCAUGUAUAUUCAGAUCUAAUGCAACUCAUGCUCCGGUAGCAUAUAUAAUGCAUGCUGACAAUACAAGUUCAAGAACGAUUAUAAAUUAUAAUAGCAUAGAUGAAUUAGCAUUUGAUGAAUUCAAAAAUAAAAUUUGA
Molecule: messenger RNA, 393 nt
Organism: Entrophospora candida
Lineage: Eukaryota; Fungi; Glomeromycota; Glomeromycetes; Entrophosporales; Entrophosporaceae
Source: the annotation of a GenBank genome assembly